Molecule: messenger RNA, 6393 nt
Organism: Aricia agestis (brown argus)
Lineage: Eukaryota; Metazoa; Arthropoda; Insecta; Lepidoptera; Lycaenidae
Gene: Liprin-alpha
Product: liprin-alpha-1
Exons: 27
Coding region: 290-3700 (1136 amino acids)
Biological process (GO): synapse organization
Cellular component (GO): presynaptic active zone
Molecular function (GO): protein binding
Source: RefSeq, a predicted model, not a curated record
AAAACUGACGUUUCAAUUCAAGAUGGUAGACAUGCCGCUUGUACCGUGAUGGAAUGGAUUCGUAGGAGUAAAGUUUUUAGGUGUGUCUUCUAAACAUCGAACUAUAAUGACACCCGAAAAUUGGACUGAAGUGUUUUACGAAUAUUUCGACAAUGUAAAACAUCGUUCUCGUGUCUCGUGCGCUAGAUUUAGGUAACGUUUGUGCCGAAACAUAUGUAAUACGGUGAUCGAAAUUCUGUUAUUCGGUGUAUCGUGUGCGAUAAUUAUUCUAGUUUAAUGUUAAAUUAAAAUGUGGAAUAUGAUGUGCGACGUGAUGCCAACGAUAUCUGAGGACAGUAUCAGUCAGCGGAGUUCGCAGUUCUCUGGUGAAGAUGCGAAUUUCGAGCAGCUUAUGGUGUCUAUGCUGGACGAGCGAGACAAGCUGGUGGAGAGUUUGCGCGAGACCCAGGAGCGUCUGGGAGACUCGGAGGUUCGGCUGAAGGAGGUGGAGAAGGAGCGGGACUCCUUGCAGCGUCAGAUCGCAGCCAAUUUACCUCAGGAGUUCGCGACCCUCACGAAGGAGCUAAAUGCUGCCCGCGAGCAGCUGCUGGAGCGAGAGGAGGAGAUCUCCGAACUCAAGGCCGAGAGGAACAACACCAGGCUGCUCCUGGAGCAUCUAGAAUGUCUGGUGUCGCGACACGAGCGCUCGCUGCGCAUGACGGUGGUGAAGCGGCAGGCGGCCGCGCAGUCCGGCGUCUCCUCCGAGGUGGAGGUGCUCAAGGCGCUCAAGAGCCUGUUCGAGCACCACAAGGCGUUGGACGAGAAGGUGCGAGAAAGGCUGCGAGUUGCGCUGGAGAGAAACACCGCGCUGGAGGAGGAGCUAGCUCUCACCAAAGAGGAGCUUCAGCAGUACAAGCAGUCUGACACGGACGGCGACAAGCCCAAAGAGAACGGCACCGUCUCCGGCUCACCGGACAACGGCGAGCAGCAGGCGCCCAAGGAUGGUAGUACGGAGGGGUCGGACGGUGGGCGACUUGCCGAACUACAAAACACUAUCGCCAAACAGUCGGCGGAGCUGAGCUCGUGGCAGCGGCGAGUGGCGGAGCUCAACAACAAGGUCACCGACCUCGAGGACAAGCUGGCCAAGGGUGAGAAGGAGCUGGCCAAGAAGCAGGACGAGGUGGCCAAGCUGCAGCGGGACCUGCGAGAGAACGUCGCGCAGAAGGAGGACCAGGAGGAGCGAAUCACGACCCUUGAGAAGCGGUACCUGAACGCGCAGCGCGAGUCCACCUCGCUGCACGACCUCAACGAGAAGUUGGAACAGGAGCUCCAGCACAAGCAGGCCCAGCUCAAGCUGCAAGAAGAGAAGAUAGCCGCCAUAGAAGAGAAGUUAGAGCUGUCGACGCAGAAGUUGGCGCAGAUGUCCUCGCUGCCGGAGAUGGAGGAGCAGCUCAAGGCGCGCAUGGAGGCGCUCAGUCAGGCGCAGGAGCGGCACGGCUCGGCGGAGGACCGCAUCCAGCGGCUGGAGGCGAGCGUGGAGGAGAAGAACGCCGAGCUGAUGCGCCUCAACCAGCGCCUGCGCAUGAACGAGGAGCACAACACGCGCCUCUCCGCCACCGUCGACAAGCUGCUCUCUGAGUCCAACGACAGGCUACAAGUCCACCUGAAGGAGCGCAUGCACUCGCUGGACGAGAAAAACGCGCUCACUCAGGAGUUGGAGAAGACGCGCAAGUACGCCGACGAACUCAUAGCGGAAAAGUCAGAUAUACUCAAGGAGCUGGCGAAAUGGCGCAUGGAGACAGAACAGCUAAAACGCCAGAUGCUGCAGGCGGAGAUCGCGUUCAAUAUCCAACAGACGGAUGCUUUAACUCGCUCGCUGUCGCCCGCCGCGCCGCAGCCGCCGCCCGCACUGUACCCGCACAAGUUGGACGGUUCGUGGGAGAAGCUACAACAGGCGCACGCGCUGGUGAGCGUGCAACAAGCAUUCGACGUCACCAGCGACGCAGAGAACUCGGAGGGUUCCGGCGCGGAGGGUCACACGGACGCGGCUGCGCUGGCGCUGAUGCUGCAGGAGCAGCUUGACGCCAUCAACACGGAGAUCCGCCUCAUACAGGAGGAGAAGCAGAGCACAGAGGCCAGGGCUGAGGAGCUCGAGUCCAGGGUGGGCAGCUACGAGCACAUGAAUGUCGUGUCGCGACGCGCCGAGUCACCGCCCCCCGCCGCCUCCCCCUCGCGCCCGCCCCACCACAAGUAUCACACGGCGCCGGCGUCCAUGUCCCCCGCGCACUCGCACUACCGCGUGCCGCCUUCCGCCUCCGAGAGCCUACCCUCGAGCCAGCUUCAACUGUGCGAGGAUAUGGGCGGAGUCGGAGUCGGAGUGGGCGUGCCGGGGGCGGAGUCACCGGCGGGCGCGCGUGCUCUGCGGCUGGAGCGUGCGGCGCGCGCCGUGCACGCUGACCGCGAGCGUACGCGCACGUACUGCCCCGCGCCGUACGACUCGACGUCGAUAAUGUCGGGGAGCCUCGCCCGGAUACCGAUACACAGGACAUUUAGAGGAGUUUUGCGCGGCGUACUCAAACGCUCAAGCCAGGAGUCCCUAGGUGGUAUGGCGGGCGCGUGGGGCGGCAGCUCGCCCGGUCUACCGAGGGGCGUGUCGGCGGCCGCGUCCGCUGCGUCCAUAGCGAGCAUGCAGCAGAAGAAACGCGGCAUCAAGAGCUCGCUGGGACGCUUCUUCAGCAAGAAGGAGAAGGCUGGCAUGCCGAUGCAGCAAGGUUCCCGCGGUCUGAGCUCGGCGUCGGCGCUGGGUCUGGCGGGCAUGGCGGACGAGGAGCACGCGCCCGCGCCGCUCGCGCCGCACCAGGACUACGCCCGCACCAAGGGCAAGGAUCGCGAUUACCGUCACGAGCUGCUCGGCGAGGCGAUGCGCGCGGGCACGCCGUUCGCUCUCUGGAACGGUCCCACGGUGGUCGCCUGGCUGGAGCUGUGGGUCGGCAUGCCGGCGUGGUACGUCGCCGCGUGUCGCGCCAACGUCAAGUCCGGCGCGAUCAUGUCGGCGCUCUCCGACCAGGAGAUCCAGCGGGAGAUCGGUAUCAGCAACCCGCUGCACCGGCUGAAGCUGCGACUGGCGAUCCAGGAGAUGGUCUCGCUGACGUCGCCGUCGGCGCCGCGCGGCACCGCCUGCGCCGCGCUCGCGUUCGGCGACAUGAACCACGAGUGGAUCGGCAACGUGUGGUUGCCCUCGCUCGGGUUACCGCAAUACCGCACCACGUUCAUGGAGUGUCUGGUGGACGCGCGCAUGCUCGAGCACCUCACCAAGCGAGAUCUCCGCACGCAGCUCAAGAUGGUCGACAGCUUCCACAGAACGUCGCUGCACUUCGGCGUGGCGUGUCUGAAGCGCGUGGGGUAUAGCGUGCGCGCGCUGGAGGAGCGGCGGCGCGCGAGCGAGCACGUCGUGCGCGACGUCCUCGUGUGGACCAACGAGCGGCUGCAGCGCUGGCUCGCCACCGUCAACCUCAAGGAGUACGCGAACAACCUUUCCGAGAGCGGCGUGCACGGCGCUCUGAUCGCGCUCGACGACAACUUUGAUGCCAACAGUAUGGCGCUGGCAUUGCAAAUACCGACGCAGAAUACGCAGGCACGACAGAUCCUAGAGGUUGAGUACAAUGCGUUGCUGGCUAGCGGCACGGACCGCGCUGCGCGCGCCGACCACGCCCCCUCCUGACAUCGCACCAUCAACUAGCUGACAACGCCCCCCGAUGACGUCACGUCGCCCACCAGAGAUUCCUUUUAUACAUAGAUCACGUGACCUCGGGUGGGGUGUUACAUGAUUCUCCCCGAGGUGGGAACGUACAUUUUGUGUGCUCGUUGUACGCUCGCCCCACCAGACUAUAUUGUUUUACGAGUUGUAAAUAUUACGUUUGUUUUAAUUUAUUUUUUAAAUAUUUAUUUAGUGGUGAUGCAGCGCGCGGCGUCGCGGCAUGCGGGCGCGCGUGAAUGGCGGCCGCGCUGGACGGUUUUGAACUUUUUUUACAGCUAUCAAAUAUUUUAUACAUAGAAAUAGAGUAAUUUAGUGAAAUGCUGAUAUUGUGCCUCAUAGUGAAUAUAAAACUGGUUAUUGUUUGCGCGUCCGCCCGCAACGAUCGUCAGAACUAGUCAGUGCCGCGCCGCCGCCGCGCCGCGUUUUCACAUUAUACUGUAUAAUGUAUAUUGACGUAACUAUUGACAGCUGUAGACGCUUAAGUUGUAUGUUAAAGUGCUCUGAAUAGUCUUAUGAUGUACUUAACUCGUGUAUUCCAUGUUUGAGUCGCGCUAUAGUUAGGUGUAGGUCACGCCCAGUGAUCUGAUGACUUGUUAUUUCCCGAGUGUUCUAGAAAAUUCUCGCUUCUUAAGCGCGCACCGGCGGGUUUCGGUGCGACGAUUUUUUUAAACAAAAUCUUGCAUCCGAAUAGCGCAGUAUAACGUGACAAGCUUUAAUAUAGUCCGAGAGUUUACAUAAUUUGCAUUCGGUUCGUCGGUAUGUACUACGCGGAGUUCGUCAUACCAAGUGCCUCGCGGAGGUGUGUACAUAGCUUUACAUAGAUCGAUGUGUGCCUCUUGUCUCCCGUGCGUGUACACUGUACUUACAUGUUAAUCCUUACUGCCACUGUACGGCUUAUAUUCCAGAGAUGUAUAAUCAAUAUUACGAACCUUACGAACCCCUCAGCCUUAUAAACGAUGGAGCCGAACGACGCUAACGCCUAGUUAACGGUCGUUUGGUCUAACAAAUGUGGGGAUUACGUUUUUCGCGCGAAUACAUAACCUAUCAGUGUCCGGUAGGGCCCCGUUAGCAGUAGCUACCGGAGGUGGGCCACCUCUGACGAUGUAUUUUGUGAACUAUCUUGUGGUGCGAGUGAAGUGUAGCUGUUGUAUAUUUUUGUUACGCGUUUACAAGUAACGCGACUCGUGCCGCGGGCCGGGCGAUUUGUGUGCCCGCGUGCGUAUACGUCCGCGAGUGCGUGCGCCACCUGCGUACACAUACGCAAACGCGUAUACGUCCGCAAUACGGCAUCGCCCCUCGACUGCGAGUCGACUAUAGCUAACGUAAUAAAGUAUAAUAUUGUAUAGCUAACCGAUUUUACUUAAAAUCUUUAUCAGUAGACUACGUGUAAAUAAUUAUUUCUACUAUAGCGUUUAUAUUGAGGGUAGUCGUCGAUUAGCUAGGGUUUGUUCGAACGAAAUGUUACUAGGAAAUUAUUUUGAGACCGAUUGUAAUUUAUUAUUAUUUAUUGAUCGCUUCCCGUCGGCUCGUGCAGCCGCGGUCGUAUGUGUGUGUGAGUGCGAACAGUAUUAUACGUGUGUGCGUCUGCGGGCGAGGCCUCCGCGCCCGCUCAGAUUCUUCUGUUGGCAACGCGUGCUCCCAAAUUCACCUCAUUUUAUGAAAUAUUGUUUUAAAUAUUUUAAAUUAUUUUUACAUAAUGGACUUUUAACGUUGUAACGGGUUUUAAAGUGGGUAGUUUUAUCAUAAUCCUAGAAAAUAUUCUCGACUAAUCGAUAAAGACCUUUUACAAUGUAACUAUGAAUUUCAGAUUUGAUGAUUUUGUUAUUUAAUAAAGUGACUUCCUAAUAGACUCAAUAUACUGUUGUGCUACAAAUAUCUAUGUCACAAACUCGACUUUAAUCUUUUAAGUAAUUUAAAAAUCUGACAACCCUAAGAAGUAAUGAUUUGGUCAUAUAACGGGAUAGUUCGCGAGGAUCCCGAUGUUGAUGGUGUUCGGCGUUGGAGCUGCGCCGUCGCCAGCGCGGUGGAUGGGUAGUACGUUCGUGAUCGUAGGGCUGUCAACUACUACAUUCACAGUUAAAUAAACCUCAGGAAUUUUACUAUGUUAAUAACUCAGUAAGUCUCGACUCUUUUAAUUUCAUAAGUUUAACCCGCCCGCUGUCGCAGUCACAUAAGGUCCCCAAAUCAGUAUCUUAAGUGUCGCUACAUUUAUGAUUGGCAGCCCUGGGCUAGCGCUAUUUCCUCCCAAGUGCCAAACGGACGCCAGAACAGUAACAUUCCAGCGGCCCGCGGGCCUCCGCGCUACCAAAGAGUAUAGUUACCUUCGCGAUAGGAAUUAAUGUAUCAUAGAAUAGUGCAAUUUCAAUGUAUAUAAUUUUACAAAGAAAGCUUGUUCGGACAAAAUAAGAGGUGUAGAAGCAGAGGGGCUACUCGGGCAUUCUAAGACGUGUAACCCCAGCGCAAUGUAGAUACACCUACCCACUGUACUAUACAUGUCGAGUAGUGCACUCUGCUUGUACACUUCGUAUCGGAGUAUUAUGGAGUUGGGAAGGAUUAUUUUGACCAAUGUAAUCUGAACCGUGUAUCAUUUGUAAAACAUUAACUGAGCGACAUACGUUAUGUAUAAUGAUAAGAGGUAAAUACAAUUUACACGAUAA